GAUCGCAUCUCCUCACACUGUGGUACCUAUCUGGGAAAACAUUACGUUUCUGCGAAUUUUUUCGGACGCUCGAUAAUCGUACAUACGCUCUCUACGGAUAGAUGAGAAGACGUUCUACCAUUCUCGCAAACGUAAUUUUAGGGAACAGCUUAAGAAGAUGAAAUCUAUACAGACCAAGGGUAAGACCAAGAAAAAAAACGAGAAACUUGGCAAAAUAAAACUUUCUACCAAGGAUACAAAUAGUAUAGUUAAUCCUGAUUUAUCCAACUUGCGUAAACCAAUUGACACAAGUGUAUCUGAUCUUUGCCAAGUUAGUAAGCUCCUCGAGAAUGGCACUGACGAGGUUAAAUCUAUCUUAUCAUACGAAUGCAAUAUUAUAUACGAAUGCCGUACUUGUCACAGUUUAUUUAGGAGUAUCGUAAAUUUGAUAUCUCACAAAAGAGAAUAUUGCAGGAAAAAAUUUGAUAUUACACUUCAUAGGAGUAUACUACACAACUAUAAUCACUCUAGUAAAGAAUCAAUAAUCCAAAUGUGCAAAACGGACCAGACAAGAAUUAAAGAGAGCAUUAAGAAUGAUAGAAUACUUAGGAGUCAAGUAUCAAAAGAAUCACAUAAAAAAGAUCUCAGUACUGUAAUAGAAAUGCUCAACAAAAAAAGAGAAGAAAGUAUGGAUAAUAAUGUCUCCAGUGAAUUAAAAAACACAAUUUUUCAUGCUCCAAGUAACCAACAUAUUUAUUUGGAAUCUAUAAACACAAACCAUUCUGCAGUAUAUCAAACUGUUAAAUCAUCAAACACAAUGAUCGAUACUAAAGAUUUAAUGAAAGAACAAGUAGCAAAAUUACAUAAGACAGAUCAGAAUACCAUCAUAUUAAAAGGACAAACACUUGAAAAUCAAUUGGAAAAGAGUGAUAGUCCUAUUCAAAUGGAUAUGAGCGACGAGGAGAAUGAAUUAUUAGCACAUAGAUUACCUACAAAUAACUUGGCUUGCACAAUAUGUAAUGCAAAAUUUUCAACAAAGAAGACAUUAACUUUUCAUAUGAAAACACUGCAUACAUCUAAGCGCAUAUGUUAUCCUUGUCCUUGCUGUACAAGUACAUUUGCAAAUACAUGGAGCGUUUAUCGGCAUUUAUAUAAAGUUCAUAGGAAGACUAAUGAACAGGUGCGUAAAUUAAGAUCUCAUAUUCAAGAGAAAGCAUUUCACAGAGAAACAACUAUCACGGAAGGUUUAGAAAAUGUUCGGGCGACCAAAACAUCUGUUUUGGAAAAUGUAACAAUGAAGAAUAAUGAUAAAACUCAGAAAUCAAUAAAUCAUAUAGAAUCUACUGCAGAGCUUCAAAGUUGUGGCAGGCGUAAAAAAAGAUUUAAGACAAGAGCAGUUUUCUCAACUCCUUUGCAAUAUUUUCAAAUACCAAUUGCUGCAUGCAAUGAAACUACAACUACAAUCAGACAAUCUAAUAAAACUUUAGCAGACUCUAAUACUAUGUUGUGUGAAAAAGAAGACACCGAUGCAGCAACUAUAAUUGUAGAGCAAUCUGAUAUUCACUCUGGAUGUACAUUGUCAUCUCCCGAGAUUUGUGAGGAAAAUGAAACAUCUAUUCGUGUUCAACGUGUUUCUAGUCUUAGUAAAGAAGUUUGGGAUAUUCUACAAAAAGAUCUUAAUUUUCCUGAUAAGUGCAAUUCUGUGGACAACAAUAACGAUCUUCAUAAAAUUACACCAUUGAUAAUACAAAAUGUCGAUAAUAGCAAAUUACAGUCUUCUGAGAAUGAAAAUCAAGAUAAUUCUAUGUCCAACACAAAUUUACAAUCAUCCGAAGUUGUGUGUACAAAUAUAAGUGAAAUUAAUUCUGUCACUACAAAGAUAAAAAAUAACAAAGAAAAAAUAUCAGGUCACCAAUCUGAUGAGAUACCAUUGACUGAAUUAAAAAAAAGAGAUGUGAUUGAAGUACAAGAGGAUAAUUCCAAGUUGCAAUCUUCGUGUUCAAUACAAUCAAACGAAAAGAGUCAAACUUUAUUAAUGGAAAAAAUAGCCACCAUCGCAAACUUUCAGAAACUACAGUGCCUUUUAUGUAAACGAAAAUUUACAUCCAUGCCCAAUCUACGUAGACAUAUGGCAACUCAUAUCGGUUGGAAUCGAUAUCGUUGCAAGUUGUGUGAUUUUAAAUGUUUCGUCAAAUGCGAUUGCGUUGCGCAUUGCAAUAAAAUGCAUAACGCGCAAAACAAUCGAGCAGUUAUAGCAGAAAUAGUAAUCGAGAUACCACAAAAUGAAUAUACAUGUAAUGAAAAUAUUGUCAUGAAUGUAAUGAAUACAGAGGAAAAAAUGAAUGAUCCCGACAUUAUGGAUUUAACUGCAUUUCAGUCGGAAAAAUAUGUAGACUUAAACAAUUCAGAUAAUUACAUCGCUGUACAAAAUGAAACUACUACUACUAUAGAUGAACAACAAGAGUCAAGCAAAAAUAUCGAGUAUCAAGAUAUUGCUGAAGAAGAAGGCGAUAAAACUGUGACACAAAAUUUAGCUGAAUAUAUGAUGAAUAGCGGAUCAGGAAAAUUAGAUGCUCAUCCUGAUCUUAAACGAAUGGUGAUGGAAGUGAUAUUCGGUUCAAGCGACACAAGUGCAAUUGAACAAACAGAUUCCGAUAAGUCUGCAUUAAAAUCUGAUAGCGAUGUGAGAGAAUGUAUAAAUGAUAAUGAAAAUAGCACUGCAUCCAGUGACGACGUUAAGGAAGCGCCUCGCUCGAUAUCAGAAAUACCUUCUACGCUUGAUAAUUUGAAGAACCAACGUCCUAUACGCAAUCGAAUGAAACCUCUAAGCAACGAUUUCGUGUACGAUUUGAAGGAAAUUACAUUUCGGAAGGAGUGUGCCCUUUUUAAUGAUUCUGCAACAUUGCAUGUGCGAAAAAAAGCUAAAUUGUACAAUUGAACGUUUGAUCAUAAUUAUCAGUUGAUUAACGUUGUUUGUUACUAAAUAUAUAUAUUUA
Molecule: messenger RNA, 2975 nt
Organism: Cataglyphis hispanica
Lineage: Eukaryota; Metazoa; Arthropoda; Insecta; Hymenoptera; Formicidae
Product: zinc finger protein 800
Exons: 9
Coding region: 158-2917 (919 amino acids)
Source: RefSeq, a predicted model, not a curated record